Messenger RNA from Hirundo rustica (Barn swallow), 597 nucleotides. It is a transcript of the gene MRPL34, whose product is annotated as mitochondrial ribosomal protein L34. Bases 46 to 360 code for a protein of 104 amino acids. The transcript is spliced from 2 exons. Gene Ontology annotation, cellular component: ribosome; mitochondrial large ribosomal subunit. NCBI's taxonomy places the organism in Eukaryota, Metazoa, Chordata, Aves, Passeriformes, Hirundinidae. Gene Ontology annotation, biological process: translation. The record is from RefSeq and is a predicted model, not a curated record. Gene Ontology annotation, molecular function: structural constituent of ribosome.
AGGACGGAGCCAAUAGAAAGCGGCGUUGUUGGCGGGCGGAGCACAAUGGCGGCGUUGUGUCCUGUAUGGACGCGGGUCGGGGGUCGCAGCUUUCCCCUGCUGCGAAAUUUUCCCUUCUCGCUGCUUCGAAACCCUCUGGAGCCGCUUCCCAAGACUUCCAACCCCUCCGUUCUCUGCCGCAUCCCGGUGCCGGCGUGGAAUUCCCAACAAAUCCGUGGAAAGGCCCGAGGGAACGAGUACCAGCCCAACAACUGGAAGCGGAAGAAGACCCACGGCUGGAUCAAACGGAUCAGAACUCCCGGCGGGAUCGCCGUGAUCCUGCGGCGAAUGCUCAAGGGCAGGAAAUCCCUGAGCCACUGAGGGACCCUCUGGAAUUCUCCGGGAAUUCGGGAUAACCCGCGGGAGUUCUGCGGGAAUUCGGGACGAUCCCGCCGAGCCACGGAGGCGGUGCCCAGCCCUGCUGUCCUUGUCACCCUGCGUGGCCUCUGAGGGGUUUGGGGACGCGGUUGUUACUUCAGUUGUUAAAUUGUCCUCGGUUUUUCCAUGUGUUUAUUCCAAGUUUAUUUUUGUUGUUGUUUAUAAACGUGGGAAUGCGGA